Messenger RNA from Pocillopora meandrina, 14398 nucleotides. The record is from the annotation of a GenBank genome assembly. Lineage: Eukaryota; Metazoa; Cnidaria; Anthozoa; Scleractinia; Pocilloporidae.
GCUAACUGUAGAGAGCAAGGACUUCGCCGUAAAAUGUGCCUAUUGGGCUUGCAGAGAGCCAGAAUUUUCCAUCAUUCAUUGUGGUACGGCGAGCUCUGCGUUUGUUUUAUUUGGACGACUUUGUGCGGGGUUUAAUCACAUAUCCUAAAGCAUGUGUAUUAUACUGGAUUUCGUUAUUGGUUAAUUAAUCUUUGACCACUCAAGCAUCACACUAACCAGAACGUGUUGUUCGGCGGUCGAGGAACGCGUCGAAAAGCGUGGAACAGUCCGGUUCGGAAAUGGAGCGACAUUUUUUGGUAAGUUACACAUUGAAUGUUUUACCUCUCCAUUAAAAGCAGAUUACUUUUGUUAUUUGCAUACAAUUUGCCAAAGAAAUCGAAAAUUCCUACUUAAUAUGCGGAAAGCUUCACGCGCUAAAAAGCGCAGUGUGAUUUUGCGGUGAAAAAUGCUCGUUGUUCGCGGAAGAAUGAAAGAUAGUUUUAAGUAACUUUUGCCGUUUGUUGUUGCUAAAUUGACUUCCAAAAUCAUUCCUUCUCAACUCACGCAAUCUGAGAUUUUGGAAGAAUAAUGUCAGGGUCAGAAGAGUGAGUAAUAUACAAGCUGUAUCGUUAACAUAGUUAACAACAUAUACACGAGAUUUAACAUUGUUGUUAUAAACUUUUCGUUCGACCUGUGUCGGAUAUCGGUCGGCCGGAAAAAAUAGUCAUAACAUAAAUAGAUUCUGUUACUUCCUUUGACUAAAACAGAAACACUCUUUUGUUGUUUGACGAAGAUCUUCACCGAGGUUAAACUAUUCCAUUCGACUGAAUCUAUUUUGAAAGAGAAAAAUUUCAUUAGUCAGCAGUUUUGAGAGAGGUUCUGAAUUCGAUUUCUCGGAGACGUUACAAAGCGCUUUGUGAAUCCAAAAUGAUCGCAUAUAAACCUGUUUUGAUGUCUUUGUUGUGGUAAAUCUUAUGCAGCAGUAAGACUUAAGGAAGUUUGUCAUCUUUUCGUGGUAAAUAUAAAGUAUUAGUGGCGUGCUGUGCCAUGUGAUACGUGAAGUUUCGAUGUACCCCGAAGCAACGCGAAAUAUCUCCAGUUGCUGUUGAAAUAGAUCGACCCUUGUCGAAAUGUUAUCGGUUAAAAUAGAUUAUUAUAAGGGCAAUGGAUGAUUCAUCAAUUUGUCUAAUGUUUUCCAUCAAAUAUCAUGGAUAGAUUUUGAAAUUAUAUGCAUGCUUCUUUAUUCGAGCGAUCGGGCGAAAGUUUUUUUCGAUAACUGAACAUAUAUAUCAUUCGUUUAUUUUUUUAAAUGGCCUCGAGAUCGUAAUAACAGCGAAUUACUUAAAAAUUAGGAUCAAGGUUAUCAGCUACGCUAAGAGAGAGGACAGACAAUAAAUCAGUCCUUUAGAAACUAAAAAUAUCUUCUAUCCAAAGUGAAUGAUGCAAGUGUCAUCUGGUGCAAUGCAUUUGGUUAAGUGCUGUCUUUACUGAAGAAAUAUCGCUUUUAUUUUCAUCCAUCGAAGGUUAGAGUUGUCCGAACUCUUCGCAAGUAAUUUCCUAUGGUUGCAUCAGAAAUCGUUUAACUAUUUGCUAAUGAUAUAACAAAAGAGGUAACUCGACAGUGACAAAACACUCAUUUCGCCCCGCUGUUUCUGUCGGUUGGAGAAGAAUACAAAAAUUGUUUACCUGUCCGGACGCAUUUGUGGUUAUUUUCAAUGACAACAUCUUCGAAGCCAUAUUUUUCUUUCGUAUGAAGCGCAAUCGCUCGAUCUGUAGCUAUGUAUUAUGCAGAUUAACUGUAGUUAUUUGAUAUAAUCUUAAAAACAUGCCUCCAGUUAGCAGACUUACAGAAUACGAAUAAUUUUCGAUAAUCUUUCUCAAGUUAUGAAAAAGAAAGUUCAAGAGGUGAAGUUUUCUCUGCCCGAGUGUAACAUUUCAGCGCUGAAAAUGAUACACGAAAUAGUUUAAUUUCGAGGGCUAUGUUUCGGUCGUUAUCAACAUCAGUUGCCCUCGACUGAUAGUCGGAAUGAUGUCUGAAUGAUGUCUGAAAAAAGAAAAGACAAUUUCGUUCCUUGCUUCCGGAUUUGUUUUCGAGGAAAACAAACGUACUUUUUUCCGCUAAUUCUAGUUAACCUUAGGUAAUGAUUUCGAUGGCAAGUGAAUUUUCUCUGAAUAGUUUAUAAGUGAUAUGAAAUUUCAGCGAGUCAAUCCAAUUUGGAGAUGUGUCGAUUCCACGUGAGUACAAUUCUCAUGAACUCUAAGAAGCAACCGUUAUUUCAUUUCUUUGGAGAUAAGGCGUUGAAACAGGUUGGAUGUAGAGCUCUUUUGAUUUCUUCUAAAUUUACACUCACAAAUGGAUACUAACGACAUUUUCUCCCAAUUUGUUUUCGAGAGUAAAAGUUUGUUUCCAUUUUGCGAAAACUUUGCCGUCGCGAAAAUAUCCUAAUUUCAUUUAUGGCGUCUGAUACAUUGUCUUAACCUUGCACUGACUGAAAUAGAUCGUAAAAUUCAGCGAAAACAAGCAGUCAUAAAGCGUAUUCUUAAACUUGGAAAAUGAUGAUUUGUCUGGAUAAAUUUUAGAACAGUUUACUAGUAACCGUCCUGUUUGUUCUCAUCAUAUUUAUGGUCUUGGCUUAAAGCAUAAUAUUCUGCUUGAUAUCCUGCCAUGUCCAAACAUCCCAAAUGGAUACCGGGAUAAGGUAAUUUGUUUUGCAGUGACAGUAUAUCGUUUAAAAUAUUGGAUGAAUUCAGAUGUUCUGAUCUUCGUUUCAGUCGAAAGAAAAGCGCAAACGACAGCUUGGAAAGACAAAUGACAUCAUAUAAGUUUCAAUGUAGUUAUUGUGCUUUUUCAGUGGUAAAAUCCCCCGUUUUAAUUUGUGGGUGAAGGUUUAGCCGCAACAUUAUACUUGAGGUUUCCAUUUGACGGUGACAGCACAUUUAUAAGGAAAUUUUGAAUUGUCAAAUUGGACUUAGAAUGACUAAAAUUUAAUUCCAAGAUAGGAACAUUUUGCAAUCAUCGUAUUGCAUCUAAACCCUAAAUAUAUUUAAUUUUAUAUAUUUCACGUUAUUCUUUAGGAUUCGGUGAAAGAAUAUUUCAAGUUUGUAGUUUUAAACUUUCAAUGAAUAUGCAAUCAUUCCAUGGUGUAUGAAUAUUACGAAACCUUUUUAGUUGUUAUUUGAAACUCCACGGCGAGGCAAUCAAACAAAGGUCUGAUAAUUCAUUCGCAGAAACGACUGGUAUAUUUAGACGCUCAUUCUUAAUCUUUACACCAUAUUUUUUUGGCAUGUACUUGAGCCAAUUACUACAUUUUUUAAAGAUUUAUUCAGCGGGCAACAUUUAGUGAAAGUUAUAAUUUCCAGCGAGCCCGAGCACAUCUUCUGAGUCGCGCGCUCAGAUUUGUUUAUUUGGGACCGAUUCGGAAACAUUUAUGAUCCAGCAUUGUUACAUCACUGUGGUUUUAAGUACAUAAGUAAACAUUGUGUCCCUGUUUUAAGGCUUUUAAGUGUUUGUUUUUAUUCGAAUUAGGCUAAAGUAAAUUAGUUUUGAUCAGGAGAAACUAGCACAGUUUAAAUCCUUUCUUUUCAAGUCCAGAAUUUUUAAGUUGUCGUCUGCUAAUGGUAAAGUUUUUGGGAAGAAAAUUAAAACCAAAAUUUGAAAAGUAGACAAAGGCAAGAUGACGAAUUGCGGUAAUUUUGCGUCGAGUUAUACAAAAAAAUGUGCAAAUGGUCUUUGAAAAUCACGGAGGCACUUCGAUGAUGAAUAAUCAUUUCAAUUGGAACUUUUGGCGCGCUAUGAAAAAAACCUCGCUCUUCGUGUCUCUGAACGGGUAGUUUUACACUUAAAUGAUCGACCGGUAGGAUAAAAUACUUGUGAAGACUAAAUUUAUUAAUUGUAGAAAUAAAGCCAUUCGCUUCUGCGCUAUCGUAUACUUUUUUCAGCCGCGUUGCCUCACUAAGACCAGAAUAUUUCAACAAUUAUAACUGUACUGGUAGAAAGCAAAUCGCUUCGUUAGUUCAUUUUUUCUUUAAGAUGGUUACGUUUUGCUAAAUUUAGCAUUGGGUUGCAGUUAUAAUUACAUAUUUUGAUAGAUUUUUACAAAUAAAAUUAGAUCCUAUGUCCAUCAUGAGUCAAACGAGAAAAAGGGCAUCAUGCCAGAUCUAUUCUCCGCCAUGAUUGUUCUUCGCAUCAAACGCACAUUUUUCGAUUACGUUCAUGCUUUUGAUCUGUCUUCUUUAGUCAAAACGGUCAGGCUUUCUUGUCGAGUUGUAAUUGAAAACGAAAUUUAAAUUUUUGUGCGUGUGUUUGCCUCAAUUUGAAGAAUUUAACUUAAAUACGCGGGUGUAGUUUUGUGUUCAGCUUGACAUAAGUGUGAAGUGAAUAGUGCACAAGCCUCCACAUGCCCACGCCUAUUGCAUAAUCAACUUGUUCUUGGUUGGGGCUAGCACUGCAUUCGAAAUUGAAAACAUGAGUCGCCGGCUGAAAGAAACUGGGCUUGAUCUUCACCUAAUUGCAGUAAGUAAAGAUUUUGAAGUUUUCGGACUCUUUCUCAGUAUAAUUUUGCUCUUCCAUAUUUCUUCGAUUUCGAUCUGCGAGAGUCUCUCUCGUCUCCAUGAAUGCACAAUUGAAACGUGUGCUCGUUAAUUCGAGAUUUGUUCGGCGAAGGACUCGCACAGUCUAAAGAGAGAUUGUUUCUUAUAUCACGAAACUGGAAAAACGAAGAAAUACAAAUUUCCCACAAGGAAGCGAACUAGAGAUCCUUUGUAUUUCGCGCUCUUCCAAUCUUUCACUGAGCUGUAGAAAACUGAGCUUAUUCGAUGUGAGGUAUAUAUAUGGCGUUCUUCCGAUACCCUAAAGCACAAAAUGGUGAACGUGACCUUCAGAUUGCACUGGGAUCGACAUCCUAAGAGAUUUGUCACAGCCUCUAUAGUUAUUUAAAGACGUACUUUUUAAUCUCAACUUUAUUCAUCUUCGUUAAACAUAGAAUUUUCUUUUAUUCAUUUGAAACGCUAGACGUGGGUGGUCGUGAGGCUAAUUCUUUUUAAUUCUCUUUAGUUUCUUAAAAGUAAUACAUCAAACAUUACAAGGAAAAGCGGAUUUAAGGGAACAAUAAUUGUUUGGGUGAAGCAACGAAAAAUGACUUCAGAUUUUAAUGAAUCAGCGGGGAGGGGAAUUUUUUUAUAUUUGCAUGCAGUACGGUAAUUGGCCUCUGCAACCACAUAAUCUCUGGUUUCGUACUAAGUUAAUUAGUUAGGUUAAAAUAUUGAAACAUUUUGAAAAAGUUUUCGUCAGUGAUUUCAAUUUUUAUCUCGAUCUUUUUUCACUCAAUAGAACUCGUCUGGAAUAUAUUCCGUGGCUAUAAAAUAAACCAAGUUCGUGUUUUUUAAUGGAAGGGCAACAAUUAGUAAAGUGCAUUUUUAUUCAAAGCUAAAUCGAAAUCGAUUGAGAACAACAACGAAAUCACAGCAAGACGAUAUUUUUCUCGUCAGUGAGGAAGAAAACAGAAAGAAAUCUUUGUCUCCCCUCGAGGAAUCGAACUUCAUACCGACGAGUUCCGCGAUCUGUUGCCUUACAGUGAAACUAAGCUGUAAACGAAAUCAACAUUUUUGUCGUUACAGACGAACCUUUCAUUAAGGGCAGUAUACACCAACUCGCCCAUUCAUACUUUAAAAGACUCCUUCGUGUUGUUAGGAUCAGCCAUCGAAAACAUUCUCCCAGUUAUGAGAUCAGUAGUGUAAUAAAUCGAAUAUAACAUUCAAUCAUUUGUCCAACAACAGGGUUUAGCUCUGACCACGUCUGAUCACGCAAUCACUACCACGUUAUCACACACCACCGUGCGAUCACGCGAUUACGUGCUUUUGGCUCGUAACCACUUAGAAAGAACAUGAACGCGAAGUCACUGCCGCUUUAUACAUCACUGUAUCCAUACCAAGGGAAUUGAAGACUGUCUUGAAAGCAAGGGUGUGGUGUGCCUUUGUAUCUCCUGCUUCGCGCUCGUCUCGCACGCUCGCUUCUUAUGCGCUCACUCCUCGUGCGUCCUCUUCUAGCGCGCUCAUUUGAAAUUUUUCCGAAAGUAAAAAUUUGCAAUGGCCGAUUUCAUCUGAAGUCGAUAUUUCGUUUCUUUCCAUAGAUUAUUUUUGCCCUUUCUGGUCUCUUGGUAUAUGCGUUAGACUGCCCUGACAAUAUGUACCAGAGCGGUUCGCUCUGUUGCAAGUACUGUCCGGUAGGAACAUAUAUGACAAAGACCUGCAACGUGAGCAAAGGAAAUUCUUUUUGUGAAUCAUGCCCGGUUAGUAUGUUUUAUUUGUUGUUGUUGUUAUUGAAAAACAUAUUGCAGAUAUUUUUAGCUUUGUCAAAUUUUAGCUGAUGUUAUUAUGCGUUGUCAAUCGUUUGCUACGAUCGGCGGCAAAAUUCUUAGAACUGUCCAAUCUUUUUGUUGUUGUUUCUAAUGCUGCUGUUGUUGUUGUUGUUGUUGUUGUUGUUGUUGUUUUUCCGGCGAAGUAGUGUUGAUGCACGCCUCUCCCUUCCCAGCCUCCAGACAAUUUUAAGUUGACUCUUGAAUUUUAUCCAAGUUACUUGGGGUUGCAUUUUGGCAUCGCUUUGUUGUUGAGGGAGAAUGGGGGGUGGGGGAAGGGGGGGGGGUCCCCAGGAUUGCUAUACACAUAGAGCCCGUCCUGGGAGGUUUUUUAUUCAUCUCCCUAAGUAUUCUCGUUAUAUUGUAGAUUUAUAAAUCAUACCAUAAUUGUUGGCGUCUCUAAGAUCAAUAACUCUUGUGUUGAAUUUCGUUGGCGCUCAAAUUGUUCACCAAAUUUCUGUGUUGGCUCAUGAGCAAUGAUUUACGCAUCAUGGGGUAAUGUGCGGAUGACUUCCGGUAAAUAUGCGAAUGACUUCCGGUCCAUCCUUUGUGUGAUAGAUACGUAAUGUCUGCCCCCGAGGGAAACGGCUGAUUUUUUGCAGAGGCUCUCAAGGUUUCCCGUGUCCUAGCUCCAAAAGCUACAUUUCACACACAAAAAAAGACAAAAACAAAAAAACCCAAAAAAUCAACCAGUUAUGGUAGAGUAAAAACUCUUUUUAGAGUUGUCUCCUCUCAACUUCAGCUUUCCGACGAAAUCGUCACAACACGUUGACUUAGUCUUAGUUCCCAGGAUAAUUUCGAAGAGGAUGUAUGGAACGAAGAAAGGACGUUUUGACUAUCCACUAGCGCGAUUUGAAGUAUUAAAUCGUUUGUUGUACAAACGCUGUUGCAUGAAACCGAAUCGUAGCUUGAUUAGCAGAGGGAUAAACAAGGUCAUUUUUUUUCUCGAUCAUUUUUCAGAGUGAAACGUUCAUGGAUAAGCAGAACAACAACAGCAAGUGUAAGCAGUGUCAGAAAUGCCCACCGUCCCAGACGGCCAUACGGCAUUGCAAGCCAAUUCACGAUAGGGAAUGUAGAUGCCCCCCCGGAACGUACCACGAUAAAGAAGUCUUGAUUUGCUUAGAAUGUCUGAAAUGUAACGUAGGCUACGGGGCGGUGUCACCCUGCACAAAUAUAAGUAACACGGAAUGUCAGCCCUGUCGGGAGGUACGUGUAACAAAACUCAAUAAUUUGUCCACAGUGAAACAGUUAUUUUGUUUCCCGAGGCGGAGAUGAACAUUUACCGGUAACAGUGCACUGUUACCCGCCUAUGCAACAGAUUUUGCGAUAUUUCCUGCUCAGAGAUUGCCCCUUGCGGUGAAUAAGGACUAAUCCUUGACCCUUCCACUCCCAAGAUCUCAUGAGUAAUUCUCCUUACUGUCUGUCAUACAAUUAUUAUGACGUUAGGUCGGAGAAUUUGAUAUUGGAUCAACUAGUAAUCCCCUAAUUGGUAUUUUUCUUUAUUCUCUUUAUUCUCAUCACUUUUAUGCUUGAUAUUGUAUUGAUAUUGUUGGGAGAAAUUCUCUCUCGAUCACUCAUGGAAGGUAGAGGGUUAAGCAUAUAACUUCCUGAUAUUUUUUUCCUCUUAUGCAACCAAGGGAACAUUUUCUGAUCGCGUCAGUCACGAACAGGAAUGUUUGAAUUGCUCACAGUGUGAUCCAGGCGCAGUGAUUAAGGAAGAAUGCACAGCAACAAGGGACACAAUCUGCCAGAGAGCGAACAAUUCACGGAUUUCUACUGUUUCCCAAGUUGUCACUUCGGGUAUGUUUUUACGUGUCACGAAAAUUACUAUGAAAAAUUGAAAUCAAUUUCAAUAUCUCAGCGACUGUGCACCUACCCGUCCCCUAACCCAACAGUAACCCUAACUUGUUUCCCUUUAACUGUUGUCGAGUUAAGGGGGGGGGGGCAGGUGCGCGUACUUUUUCGUUAUAUCAUCACUCUUGUUCGGACCUAGCUUGUUCACUGUCAUGAUAUCCAAUAACUGACCAAUAUCCAGCUAUCUUGACCUCACGUUGGGUCAGUAACGCAGAUAUAUACUUAAGCUUUAUUUUAAUCAUUUGCAGUCUCUCGAGCGCCUUCGGCACCAACCAAUGCUGGACGUUCAUUAAGCCCCGUAGAGAAAGUAACAUCUAACUCCAUAAGGUAUAUCAUUGGCAUCGUUGUCGCUGUAGUGCUCCUCGUUCUAAUUGUUGUGGCUUUUUACUGUUACUGGAGGAAACAAAAUCGGCAUGAAGGAAACCAGGCUCAUAACCCUCAAGGUAAGAAAAAAAAAUAUUUUUUUUGAGGUCAGAUCGUCAGGCUAAGCGAAGUCUCAUAAAGGAUUGCUAUUAGUAAACAUUAGGGCUCUUAUGCUAAACAGAACGGCGACAAUAACGAGAAAGUUGCGAAUCAAACGAUUUACUGAGGAGGAAAAUAGCACCCCACGUGUUUUUUAAAACACGUUAUAGAUUUCCUAAUUCUCAUCUGCCUAGCAACAAAGUGAAAACGACAAAUUUUGCGUGGUCCGCGAACGAGAAUCCUGACAGCAAAUAUUUUGCUUGUUUACCUGUUACUCAUUGACACCGAAACAUAUUAAAGAGGAGAUCGCUAUUUAAAACUGUUGGACGUGACGAUGUUGACAGAAUGCUAAUUUGAGUUCUGCUUCCUUAUUGACUGAGAGGAUGACGCAAGUUUUCUCGACCAAACGCUUUGCGAAACCACGAAGAAACAAUGCAAUCCCUUGUUUUCGUCUCUGUGGAAUAUAACUCUGAAUGAAUUUUAAUCCUAAGAAAAUGCCAUGAAAACUUGCAGCAACGCGUAGCUGGUGAAGUAUUCUAAAUGAUGGACAGUUAUUCAAUUCUGGCUCGAAGUUUACCGAUAGAAGCCGCCCACACACUCAUUUACGUGCACCACGCGAUCUCUGCUAAAUAAAUCACGUUUUCCAGAAUAGUUGACAGUCAACAACGUUGAAAACUGGACUAAAGCUAUAUUAGAAUGUCUUUCUUCUUUCCUCUGGCUGUUAUCCUGAGAGGGACUGAGAGACAGAAUCUUUAACAAAUUCGCUGUUGAUGUUGUAAUUGUUUUAGAAAUGGAGGAAGCGAAAUAUGACUUUGUGCCGCCGACUUCAUCGGAGACACCAGCUCACGCGCGAUCCUCGUACGGACUUCGAGGAAGGCGGACGGCCUGCUCCACGAGACCAAAUAGUCAUCAACGAGAUUCUGACUCUCAGGGCAGUAGUGGCUCGUUACAGGGCGUCAGCGUAGGCAACGGAAAAAGUAAGUAUGUCUUAAAUGGGAAAGAGUUUGUUCUGCAUUCAAAGUAAUCCUGAGGGAGUUAGAAGAGGCGCUCUUAGCCGCAUGACACUUUCGUGACAAUUCGUUCUCCGUGUGGUGUGACAUUUUUGAACGGGACGAUAUUUAGUUGAUUAUUUUCCAUAGUUCAAAUCUUUUUUUAUCAAAGGCUUGUUGCUAUUUAGCAUUUCCUGUAAUCCUAUUCGUGAUCGAAGUAAUUUCCAUACUUUGCAUUAGUUCUAACUGAAUAUUACAAUGUGUGAGAAACUUAAGAAUUGUUGAAGAACACCUGGGCAUGAGGUCAUGAGAAUUCUGAAACUUAUCGGGUAGAUUUUUCUAUCCCCAUCUUACACCAAAUUCUCAAAACUAAUAACAAGGAAAUCUGUUACAGCUAGAGGGAAGAAUUGACAAUAGGAUUUUGGGAGUUAAAGGAUUAAAACUUACCUUCACCACUAAACACUGCAAUUCUCUGAGGCGGGGCGAGGAAUAAAAACUGCUUCAUUGAGCAACAGCAAAAAUUGAAUUAUGCCCCGGCCACAACUCCACCGAUUACAAAAAAAUGACGAUCUCUUGGUGUUUAGUUUAAUGAGAAAACAUGAGAAACCAAGGUGAAGAUUAAAACUCCUUAACUUCGAACGUGUACCGCUGACCUGCGGAGUGGUGCCAACCUUCGGAUUUUCGAAGUGAAAGUCGUUUUUUUUAUUUGAACUCCACGCUAGAGACUGGACCUUUUGUCAUUUAUUGAUUUUUAACGGAAACGAACCUUAACCCUUCCAAGGCGAAGGCUAACCGUAGCAUGUCUCACCCCUCUCCCCCUGAAGUCUGCAAAUUACCUAAGCUAAUCUCAUAACUGUAUGGGCACCUGCGACCUCUCCUCAGACCUCCCGUAUCUACCAGCAAAAUGGUACUUUUUGUAAGUAUCAGAAUAUGAUAAUAAUAUUUUUGAUUUCUCUACCACAGGUAAAACGUUGGUUCGGGACCUUCCCGCUCAUGUUUUCAUCGAACUUGGAAAGUUUUUAAACCCCAAGUCAAGCAAAAACUGGGUGACACUUGCGGGAUACCUCGAGUUUACUACGAAUGAGAUAAAAAACUUUGAACUUGAGGUCAACGAGGCUACUCAAAACGUGCUUUAUCAAUGGGGACAAAAAGAUAGUUCCACCGUGGAUUUCCUUAUCAAUGUAUUGAAGAAAAUGAAGAGGGAUGACUGCGUGCAAGUUCUUAAGCAGUGGGAUAAUUGAUGAAGCAGAAGGAACUGUACGUGAAAGCGAGGAGAAAAGGCGUUUCUCUCAGGUAGUCGCCCGAAGGUGGAGCUCUCUACUAUCAAGAUGGAUUAAGCGGAAAACUUGAGUUGGACAAUGUUAAAUGGACGCAGAGUCUUGGAUCGUGAAUGAAAGGUUAUUAAGUCGUUUGUUUUGUUCGUGUUGUAAUUAAGGUAGGUGUUGUUGUUCCUUUUUUUUCCAUGAGCGGUUUCCGAUGGUGUAAAAGAUGUCUGUGCGCGAGAAGAAGUCACAAAGCGAAACUUUAACACGAGCGCCUCCCCGCCGACGCGGGUGGUAAAAUCUUUUAAGGCCGAUUUACGCCGUACGACUUUGUCGCGUGCAACAAGCCCACGACAGGCCUACGAAACGAAUUAUUUCGUCUAAAUCAAACCUGCAACUCGCUUACGACUGUCGCAUACGUCUCAAAAAUGUCGUAGGAUUUUAAAACAUGUUCUGAAAAACAUUUUUUAACCGCUGCGACAACCGUAGCCGAAAUCGAUGAAUAUGAAUUAUAUUGUGAAAAAUUUCUACUGAGUAGGGGGAGGAAAGUGAAGUUUUCUUGCAUCAUAAUCACGGACGAAGUUGCUGCUGUUCGUUAGUUGUCGAAUACAGAGCAAAAUUAGCUGUCGAAUACAAAGCGAAGAUAACUCUUUCAGAAGAGGAGGCAGAAAUUAAUUUCGCUCAGGAGUGAAGAAGAAUUCCUUUUCGAAAGCCGGCAAGUUUUUGUGAGAGGGAGAGGAAUUUUACGCGAUUUUGGCUUGUGCAGGUGCUAAUGGCCCCAAGGGAGUAUGCAGUGUUGCAAGCUUGUUGCAUGCAUCAUAGUUGCACCGUGUAAAUCGGCCGUUAUAAGUAGCAGUAGAGCACUGGUAACCGGCUUUUAUUUCGACCCAUUAUGAAAUUAAGGUCAUGUUUUAUUGGGAUCAAGGCUUUCAGUUUGGCUGAGUUGUUUGAAGGUUUUGGCCUUUUUCUUGUAGGCAUCAACCAAAAAGAAAGAAAGUUAAGAGAAAAAAUGUGGGAAAUAAAAAACACCAGUGGCAACCGCUGUCACAUUUGGUGCCUUAACACUUUAAACCCUAAGAGUGACUAGCAUCUAAUUUCUCCCCGCAAUAUCACUUACGGAUCAUGCAUUAAGGUCAUGAGAAUAUAGCAAAUGAUUACCAACUGGAGAAGCUCUUGAUUGUUAAACAGUUUCUCCUUGUCGGCACUUGAAGAAAUGUAUAGAGAACAGUAUGGAGAAUAUGCAUAAUGAUGUAAAGGUGCAAAGGGUUAACCCUUUCACUCCCCAGAUCUCAUUAGUAAUUCUCCUUUCUGUCUGCCAUACAAAUCUGUCUGCCAUACAAAUCUUAUGAUGUUAGUUUGGAUAAUUUGUUUUUGGAUCAACUGAUAAUCCCCUGAUUGAUAUUUCUCUUCCAUUCUUAUCGCUUGUCUGCUUGUUAUUGUAUUGAUAUUGUAAGGAGAAAUUCCUUCUUGGUCACUUAUGGGAGUUGAAGGAUUAAUUCGGCUGGUUUAUCGUCACAUCAGUUUCAGUCACCACAGCAUCUUAUUCUCAAAGUUGAGUCAGAAGAGCGCGACAUGACGAUCACGGUCGCCAUUUGUCCUCCUUCAACUCGUCAACGCGGAGAAGUCUGGUAAUGAGUGGAUUGCCUCGUUUCAAACAAAAAUGGUUGAUUAAGUGUUCUAACGCUUAUAUUUAGAAAAAAUUUGGUUUCAGUUAAAGCGUUUGAUUCCCAUGACACACGACCUUAUUGUAUGCAAGAGAAGGCCAAAGAGCGAAGGGGGUGGGGUGGGGGAAGACGUGAGGCAGAAAUAAGAGAAAAAAUGGCGCCUUACGAAGAGAUGAGACAAUUUUCAUUCACAUUGAGCAAGAUACCUGCUCAUCUUUUUCACGGGCCUUAGAUCUGCAGUUUGCUGAAUAAAAUGUCAUGGCAGUGAAAAGACUAGAACAUUAAUGAUGUAGGAUAGAUAUAUAUAUAUAGUAUUCAAAGUUGUUACGGUUCAGAAAUUUUUUCUUGAUCAAGCGUACGUUUCUCCUUGGUAAGGCGGCACAUCAAUUUAUUUGUCUAUCAAAAGAGUAAAUUUCUUCUUAGACUCUUUGUGUUUAAGAUGAAUGAAGCACAACAGGUUUUUAAUAAUGUUGGCACAGUUUUUUGACGUCACUACGGGACGUGAUAUUUCCUAAAUUUGUGUUUCAUGGAAUAUUUCGACAUUUGACGACAUUUGUUUCUUUACCAUUGGAUGUCGGAAAAUUAAGCCUAAGCUUUGCAUAUUGCGAAUUCGAAUUCGUUUAAUUGCGUUGAAGUUGUAUAGGGGACACUGACGUUCUGUCUAGGUGGUGAUUUGAUUUUGAAAUCAAACCAUAACAAUUUCGUUCUUAGGCUCUCUCUACUCAUUUGGUUGAGGUUCUGGGAACGAAAGUGUGACAGUGCCGGUGGGAAUUGACAAAUGCCUUUGUAAGGAAAACCGUAUGUUUGUUCAAGAAAAAUGCAGUUGUAUAUAAAAAGAAUUACAGUUUAUACUGUAGUUGGUAAUGUAGAUAUACAUACGCUGUAUGCAUGCGAUUCGCCUUCGAAAUAUCAUGUCAGUCACUUUAAAACACUAAAGUUCGUGUCUAUGCGAAAGGCUCUAAAAAACACGGAUCUAAGUAAAACAUGCAUGUGCGUCUCACUAACCGAGUUUGAGGUUUGUACUUGAGUUACGGACCAAGUUUUUUCUGUUCAGAUUUAUGGCCCAAUGCAAGGAAGAUCAAAGUGCGCGUGCUAUAAAUCCGAGGAAAAAACGAGUUUCUGUAACUUACAGGAAGGACCUGGAAAACGAGGUUUUAGUACGAUAUUUAUCAUAUCUCUGGGUUCAAACAUAGAGGAAAGAUUUCAAUUCAUGCAGACAUUUGAAUUUAGCGGGCCGUGUAGUGAAAAACGGCCUGCCUAAAUUGACCAAUCAUAACGCACGUACGAACAAAGUUAUAUGAUAAAAUAAUUUAUGCCAUGCUAUGCAAUUCGCGAUCGCCUAUCACAAAAUUGAACAGUGUAGGUCAAAAGAGUUUGAGAUAUAAAUGAUAAUGAAGACAACGUAGAGAUCAAGCAAGUUUUUUAAUACAGAACCAGUCAUUAGUUAUCGCCUGGGGGGGGGGGUAAAUGAUCACAUGGUUUUGAGGGAACAUGGGGAAUCAGUCGUCGCCGACAGAAUUUAAAGGGGGGGGACUAUAGAGAAUGUGGAACCAGUUAACUGACAUAGUAGAAAAAGGGGGGUAUGAUAAGAAUCUUACAGAGCCUUAGGGGGGAGAUCAAGUGAAUUUUAUAGGGACAGAACAAAAAUCUCCCCUCCUCCACUCCCAGGCCAUAAAUAAUGUCCGGUCAAUAAGAAUGUUCUAUUGAAAGUGGUAAGAAUUGAAAUUAAAAUGAAAAUAGGGACUAAUUAGGACAAAAAAUGAAACCAGUUUUAAGGUAAUGGAAAAGAGAGUCAUAGUUAUAGAUGUAAAGUUCCAAAGGACGUUUAUUUUUGU